Messenger RNA from Acaulospora colombiana, 507 nucleotides. The record is from the annotation of a GenBank genome assembly. Lineage: Eukaryota; Fungi; Glomeromycota; Glomeromycetes; Diversisporales; Acaulosporaceae.
AUGCUACAUAUAAAGUUGAGGAGAACACCGAUCGUCGAGAUUGGUAAGAAUGACUUGGCGAGCCAGGAAGGGAGCGUCGAGGCGACUUCGGGUGACAUGAGGAUCUGGGUAAUGACCAUCUGCAGGGCAGCAGUCAAAAUUGGCUAUUGUCGCGUCAGUAUCCGGUUGAGAUAUGUCACAGGAAGCACACCAACUAGUAAUGUUAUCGCAUUAGCCGCUUUUGUCUCGGUAUCAACGAUCAGCUGGAUUGGAUACGGAAGCGUGUCUAUAUCGGCGGGUACAAGUAUUUUGACGGUUGUGACCCCUUCGACAGCCCGCCCUAUGUGCCAGCACAAUAGCGGCGGGCAACCCGCUCAACAGAAAAUCAUCUUCGAAAUGUCUUCACUGAUGCCUGCUUAUGUACAGCAGAAACAUUUAAGCUGGUCCAAAUGUAACGUGUUGACCACAGCAAUUCGUGGAAGUUGCGCCUUGAUCAAGAGUGCGACGAGCGAACAAAUCAGAUUGUAG